Molecule: messenger RNA, 1066 nt
Organism: Carica papaya (papaya)
Lineage: Eukaryota; Viridiplantae; Streptophyta; Magnoliopsida; Brassicales; Caricaceae
Source: RefSeq, a predicted model, not a curated record
ACCAAACAAACAGAAGCCAGGUGACAGAUUCUUGUACAUUCGAGUCUAUCCCGCUAAGGCCUACACGUGUACUGUCAAGAUCAUUUUUAAACUUCGAAGAUCAACGACCAAUAUUUCUCUCGAAACCUUUCCUUCUAGAGCGGACUUCUGAGUCCUGACGGCUGCGUUUCUUAAUCUGUCAAUCAGAUCCCUCUUCACUUCUUCAAUCCUCGAAUCCUCUCCUCUGUGCAAAAAUCACAGGCUUUCCAAAAAUGGCAGAGUCAAAACCAGGAUUGAGGAAACCAGUGUUUACUAAGGUUGAUCAGCUGCGCCCAGGAACUAGUGGGCAUACUUUAACAGUGAAGGUUGUCAGUGCAAAAAUGGUAUUACAGAAAGGUCGUGCUGAUGGUCCUCAAGUACGUCAAAUGCGAAUUGCUGAAUGCCUAGUUGGGGAUGAGACAGGAAUGAUCAUAUUCACUGCUAGAAAUGAUCAAGUGGACUUGAUGAAAGAAGGUACAACAGUUACACUUCGCAAUGCAAAAAUUGACAUGUUUAAAGGAUCAAUGAGACUUGCUGUGGACAAGUGGGGUAGGGUGGAAGUCACGGAACCUGCCAACUUCACUGUGAAGGAAGAUAACAACCUUUCCCUAAUUGAAUAUGAGCUUGUCAAUGUUAUUGAAGAGUGACUUUCUGGAUGCUGCACACUUCUCUGCUACAUUGUGAUCCAAGAAUAAAAACAACUCCAGCAAAGCAUAUUAAUGUUGUUUAUGGGGUAUCCCAUGUGCAAAGUGCUCGUGAAGUUCAUUUUUAGGAAGAUGAAAUCUGGAAGCUAGUAUUGCCCAAGCGGCUUCUUACCUUUGCAGCAGAUCCAGUGGAACCUUUUGGUUGAACCUCCAAACAGAUAGGGAUGGCUGUAAAUUAAUGAGUUAAAGCAGCUGGCUUUUGGAACCUGGUUUUUGCUUUGUUAGUAGUUAUUUAUUUUGGACUGUAGGUGUCCUUUGCCUGGUAGAUUAUACUUCAGAAUAUUAAUGUUAUAAAGAAGUAUUGUACUCUGUGGAACCUAAUGUGAUUCUUACAUCUUCCACUA